This is a messenger RNA of Bombina bombina (fire-bellied toad), 460 nucleotides long. RefSeq names its product bombinins BLP-7/H-BO-like. The record is from RefSeq and is a predicted model, not a curated record. NCBI's taxonomy places the organism in Eukaryota, Metazoa, Chordata, Amphibia, Anura, Bombinatoridae. Gene Ontology annotation, cellular component: extracellular region. The coding region runs from base 1 to 426 and encodes 141 amino acids. The transcript has 2 exons. Gene Ontology annotation, biological process: defense response to bacterium.
AUGAAUUUUAAGUACAUAGUUGCAGUGUCCUUUUUAAUAGCAUCUACAUAUGCACGAAGUGUAAAGAAUGAUGAACAGUCUCUGAGUCAGAGGGAUGUUUUAGAAGAAGAAUCACUGAGGGAAAUCAGAGGUAUAGGAGCAUCCAUCCUAAGUGCUGGUAAAUCAGCUUUAAAAGGCUUGGCUAAAGGAUUGGCUGAGCAUUUUGCAAAUGGGAAGAGAACAGCUGAAGAACAUGAAGUGAUGAAAAGACUGGAAGCCGCAGCGCGUGAUCUAGAUUCCUUGGGUCAUCCAGAGGAAGCUUCUGAAAGGGAAACCAGAAGCUUCAAUCAAGAGGAGAUUGCAAAUCUUUAUACUGAAAAAGAGAAACGCUUUAUAGUGCCAAUAUUAAGUUUGGUUGGUAGUGCACUUGGAAGUUUACUUGGAUAGUUAUAGCCAGUAAAACAUUGCUUUUAUUAAUGUU